Xiphias gladius (swordfish) is the source of this 1203-nucleotide messenger RNA. It is a transcript of the gene tmem134, whose product is annotated as transmembrane protein 134. NCBI's taxonomy places the organism in Eukaryota, Metazoa, Chordata, Actinopteri, Istiophoriformes, Xiphiidae. The record is from RefSeq and is a predicted model, not a curated record. The transcript is spliced from 8 exons. Bases 309 to 935 code for a protein of 208 amino acids.
CUCGAUUGAGCCGACUGACUCCCGACGGGACCUUUGGGCGUAAUCAGUCGUGUGCAAUCGAGAGCCGGGUGUUAAAAAAAAAAAAAAAAAAGAAAGGAAGAGGUUCAAAACUUUUACCAAGGCGUUUUUCGCAUUCAAGAACAAAACGAAGAUUUGUAGGAGGGCUUUAUACUGAAUUUCCACAGAGUGUACAAAUAUGUGACCCGAGUCUUAACGACGUGGAGUCGAGUUUCGCCUCGCUAGAGAAAAGAUUUACUUAAGACAUGAGCAUCAAGCUACAGCACCUCGGGGUGUAAGAGGCGAUCACCAUGGCAACGCAGUUUAGUAUCGAUGAUGCCUUUGUGUUGGAGGGAGAUGAGGAGGGAGCUGUGUCAGACGGAGAGACAGAAGGGUGGAAGGGCAAAGACAAGGACAGAGAAGGAGGAGAGAUGACAUUUGGUCCUCUCACUUUCUCAAAACCUCAGACUCAUCCCUCACCCGCUGCUGCCGGCUCCGCUGAACACAGUAACCUGAAGUAUCAGAAUCUGGAAAAUGAAGACGCCUUGGGCAGCAACGGCAAUUCCUCUUUCAAUAACUUCUUCAAAAUCAGUGACCCGGCGACUCUGUCUUACUGCAGCUCCCAGUGGUCCUUCAGCACCUUGAGUUCUGUCACACAGCUUUCUGCACACUGCUGUGGGUGGGUGUCCCACCCGCUCGUGAAGAAAAACAGAAGAGUCGUUCUUGCUUCAUUCCUUCUCCUCAUCACUGGAGUUGCUCUUAUUUUCACGGGUGUUGUCAUACAGCUGAAUCCAAAUGCAGGGGUUUCAAGUGCUAUUUUUUUUGUUCCUGGAUUUCUUCUCUUCAUCCCUGGAGUGUACCAUGUGAUAUACAUCAGCUGCGCUGUUCGUGGAAGAAGAGGCUUCAAAUUGUUCUACCUACCUUAUUUUGAAAAGUGACAUUUUAAGAGACACAAGAUUUUCACUACAUUUCUUUAUCUUAAAAUUAACUGUAUUUGUCACUUGUUACAAAAAUAUUUUGUCACGUUUCACAUUGUCAUUGUAAUGACCACUACUAAUUUAAGCACUCGGUGCCAGGAGUGUGUUUCCACUACAUGAACUGACAUUGUCUGUGUAUACGAUAAAGAAGGAGAUUGGUCUUGCCUGUGAUUUCUAUCUUGUGUGAAUAAUGACUUUGAAAUUACAAUAAAAAUUUUGUAUAUUUUAA